Zootermopsis nevadensis is the source of this 4382-nucleotide messenger RNA. Lineage: Eukaryota; Metazoa; Arthropoda; Insecta; Blattodea; Termopsidae. The record is from RefSeq and is a predicted model, not a curated record.
ACACUGACCCUAAAACAUAGACGUAUUUACGUCAAAAAAAAUUCACAUGGUCAUGAUGUAAUAUCAAUAACUUGAUUAUGAAAUGUGCAGACUAUAUUAGUGUUCCAUUAAGUUAUAUUUGCAAAUAUGCAAAAGUUAAAUCUCUGCAUGAAAAGAUCCAUGGCAACGUGUUCAGGUCAGAGAAGAAGAGCAAAUGGAGUGUCCAGGUCCAUAUCUGGACUAAGGAUUUACUCUGCUGUUAGCACAGAAGAGAUGGUAGUGGAUGACCCUAAUGAGAAUCACCACCACCAACACCAAAAUCAACAGAAUAACAAGGACCAAAGUGACUGCAAUGAAACCCACGAGUAUGAACUGAAGGAGGUGACCAAGGAAGGCCAUGAAAAGGCUGAUCCAGGGCAGUUUGAACUUCUUAAGGUGCUCGGUCAGGGCUCCUUCGGCAAGGUGUUCCUUGUCAGAAAGGUUGUGGGUAAGGACAGUGGUACUCUUUACGCCAUGAAAGUUCUGAAGAAGGCAACACUCAAAGUGCGAGACCGCAUGAGGACGAAGACGGAACGUAAUAUUCUGGUAGAUGUUCAACACCCGUUCAUUGUCAGGUUACAUUAUGCGUUCCAAACAGAGGGCAAACUCUACCUGAUAUUGGACUUCCUCAGAGGGGGUGAUCUGUUCUCCAGACUAUCGCAGGAGGUAAUGUUCACAGAAGAAGAUGUGAAAUUCUACCUGGCAGAGCUGGUUCUGGCACUAGAUCACAUUCACAGUUUAGGAAUUAUCUACCGAGACCUUAAACCAGAAAACAUUCUUCUGGAUGCCGAUGGCCACAUAUCAUUGACGGACUUUGGAUUAAGCAAACUGCCACUGGAUGACCAGAAAGCGUACUCUUUUUGUGGUACAGUCGAGUACAUGGCCCCUGAAGUUGUUAACAGAAAGGGACAUUCCUUUGCUGCAGACUGGUGGUCAUUGGGUGUACUCAUGUAUGAGAUGCUGACAGGAACUCUGCCAUUUCAAGGGCCAAACCGGAAGGAGACCAUGACACAGAUCCUGAAGGCAAAGCUUGGGAUGCCUCAGUUCUUAUCUCCAGAGGCGCAAGCUUUACUACGUGCACUGUUCAAGAGAAAUCCAGCCAACAGACUGGGUGCAGGUCCAGAUGGUGUUGAAGAGAUUAAAUCACAUUCCUUCUUUGCAACUAUAGACUGGGAUAAGCUUAUGAGAAAGGAAAUUUAUCCACCAUUCAAGCCUGCUGUGAGUCGAGCUGAUGAUGCCUUUUAUUUUGACAAGGAGUUCACAUCUAAAACACCGAAAGACUCUCCUGGUGUCCCACCUAGUGCCAACGCUCAUGAAUUAUUUAGAGGAUUCAGUUUUAUUGCACCUUGCCUUCUAGAAGAACAGACAAAUAACCAACCUACAGAGAGACAAACAGAUCCUCUAGCUAAGAUGAUGUAUGUGAAACCUAAUUUGGUAACAGAUGAGUAUGAAAUAAAGAACACGAUUGGUGAGGGGAGUUAUUCUGUGUGCAAAUUGUGCAUUCACAGAGCAACGCGUGCCGAGUAUGCAGUUAAGAUAAUUGACAAAUCAAAACGAGAUUGUCAAGAGGAAGUAGAAAUCCUACUGCGAUGGGGUUACCAUCCCAACAUUGUCACACUACGAGACGUGUACGAGGAUGACAAAUCAGUUUAUCUGGUGAUGGAGCUGAUGAGGGGCGGUGAAUUGCUUGACAGGAUACUUAGACACAAGUUCUUCUCUGAAAGGGAAGCCAGUGCGGUCAUGCAAGUUGUUGUUUCUACUGUCCAGUACCUGCACCAACAUGGGGUUGUCCAUCGGGAUCUGAAACCAUCAAAUAUCCUGUAUGCGACAGAAGCGGGGAAUCCGGAGGCGCUACGCAUUUGUGACUUUGGGUUUGCCAAGCAGCUAAGGGCAGAGAAUGGUCUUCUUAUGACCCCAUGUUACACGGCCAAUUUCGUAGCACCAGAAGUGUUGAAGCGACAAGGUUAUGAUGCGGCCUGUGACAUCUGGUCUCUGGGUAUUCUCCUCUACACCAUGUUGGCAGGACAAACACCGUUUGCCAAUGGGGCGUCUGACUCUCCUGGUGAGAUCCUUCAAAGGAUUAGUGAAGGCAGAAUUGAUCUUGAGUCUGGAAAUUGGGUUUCAGUGUCUACAGAAGCUAAGGAUCUGGUACAAAAGAUGCUACACCUAGAUCCAAACCGACGACCCACAGCUAGUCAGGUCCUCCAGCACAGUUGGAUACAGCACAGAAACAUGCUGCCCACACAUCGCCUGCCUCUGCAAGAAGCUAGCGUUAUCAAGGGUGCAAUGGCGGCCACGUACCGUGCCAUGAGCCAGAGUCCGCGGCCACCACAUCUGAUGCCUGUGUUCACCUCGGAACUUGCACGACGACGAUGGAGGAAAUCGCGACCCAAAUCUUCUACGGAAGUAUGAAGUGAUCUUCCUGUCAGUUGGAUGCGUAACCGUGUGAUUGACUCUGCGUCAAGAGAUGGAGUGAAGUCCGUUGCGGCUUUAUGAUGUGCGUGCGUGAGUGCUCGAGCAAACUAGACUUAAAACUUGCGAUUACUUCAAAUUUAAGUGAUCAUGUACUGAUUUAUAAGUCAUUUAUUCCAGUGGUCUUUUUUUUUUCAUUUUGGCUGUAAUAAGAACGUACAAGUAAAUGCAGUCUUUAACAGCCAUUCUGGAAGAAGAGGUAUGAAGCUAGUGAGAAGAAGAAGAAUUGAACAGGUCAAAAGACAAUGGCAGGAGCGUUCUGCACAUCCGACUUGGCAGAAGAGCUGAUCAAGAUGCUGGAAUGUCGCGUUUGUCGCGAAAUCAUGAAACCCCCCAUUGUGCAGUGCAUGUCGGGCCACAACAUCUGUAACAAAUGCUACCUGCAACUGGGCUUUGAUCCCUGCCCAGUUUGUCGACUGAAGAAGACAGAAGUACGCAAUCUGCUAGCCGAGAAAAUGUGCCAGAAGAUCCUUUACCCAUGCAAGAACUCCGGUUGCGCCGAGGCACUCUUAUUGAUGGAUAUGGUCCGUCAUGAGGUGAACUGCAAUUUUCGCAUCUUCGACUGUCCCAUCAACAGAUUGUGCCUCUGGAAGGGCAUGCUCAGUAACAUUCUAAGACAUGCAGAAACCGCACACGGAACGAGCGUGUGGCAUGAGGACUCCAGUCGUACCACAGCCAGCGACUUCUCGGAGAGCUUCUUAGAAACUACGCUGGUGUCAUCUGUUGGCGAGAUUUUUGUUUGGCACUGUGAGUAUUCCUUUGAGAACAGUAAGUUCUUAGGAGCUCUGAAAUACAUUGGGCCAAUGGAAAACGCUUCUAAAUUCACGUAUGUUUUUAAGUUAUCAAAAGAUGGGAACAGGCAAACGGUAAAAUUUAAAAAUAUUGCUAUAAAAGAGACUGAUUCGUUUUCAGAAGUUUUUCACGAGAUGGACAGUUGUGUUACUUUAGACUACAGUACUAUUGUCAGACGGUUUAUGAAUGGAACAAGACUUAACUACCAGCUCAGUGUUAAAAUAUGUGUGUGAGGCAACAUUUUGUAUAUUCUUAAACUAACAAAUCUUUAACAACUUAUUUAACACUAAAGCUUGCUGUUCCAAAGGAGAUUAUAUUAAUUGUGUGAAAGUGUAUGUAAAAAUCUUCUUUUGUUUUAACGUUGAAUCGUAUUAUUAAGUUUGCUGAAAAUAAUAUUUUAUGAAUAUGUGCAAAAUGAAAAAGGUUAUUUGUAAUUUAAAAAGACAUAUGGCUGAAGGAUGAGGUCAAGUAUUUUUAGUCUAAUGUAAGUCCAGUAUACAAAAAAUAUUAUCAUAAAUAUCUGAUUGUAGAUGAAUGUAAUGGUUAUUUUAACGUUCUUAGGACGUGAAUGUGUAAAUUGCUUGGUAUUAUAUUCCGCCUUGAUGACUCUGAAUUUGAUAUGUCAGCAGAAAGCUACAGCAUUUUCCAGCGUGUCAUGCAUACGGAAAUUAAAUUUUAUUGAAUUUGGGAGGUAAUUGUGAGUGUGAGCGUAAUUUUAUAUUUAUGUGUGUGAUCAAAAGUGAUGUAAACUUGUAGCAAUUAAAAUUCAGAGUGAAUAGAAUCUUUUUCUCUCUAAUCUAGAACAGUUCAAGCUUGUCUUCUUUAUGUUCAGAGCCCGCGUUUGUACUCCGAAGAGUGAAACCGCUAGAUAUUUCUUAAUAUUCUUAAAUCCUUGGGUGUGAGUUCCUUCACUUUUGUCAUCUACAUUACAAUGAAUGUUAGGAUAGAGAGCUUCGAAAACUGUGGAUUGGGAGUUCUUUUUUAAUAUUUACUUGCACAAUGGUACAUAACAGCGAAACAAAUUGUCAUUGAUACGCUUCCAGUCGUGUUGUUCAUGAAGACGAGCGCCACUGAAAUUUCUGUAAUCGUCUAUCAGACUA